GUAGGCUCGUCUGGAUGAGCUCCACCGACUAUGGGCCCUUCUGAUGUCCAAGCUUUCCGAGAAAGGCCUGAAGCUAAAGCAGGCGCUCCGACUUGUCCAGUUUAUGCGGGAGUGUAACGAAGUGAUGUUCUGGAUCAGUGAUAAGGAGGCUUUCGUAUCCUCGGAGGAAUUUGGACAAGAUCUCGAACAUGUGGAGGUUCUUCAGAAGAAGUUUGACGAAUUUCAGAAGGAUCUACAAAAUCAUGAAGAUAAAGUGACCGAGGUGAACAGCCUGGCAGAACAACUCGUUGCAGACGAACACCCAGAGGAGACAACUAUCAGGGCCCGUCAGCAGGAAAUAAACGAGGCCUGGCAAAGACUGAAGCAGCUGUCAUUGCUGAGACAGGAAAGACUGUUUGGUGCCCACGAAAUACAGCGAUUCAACAG
Mizuhopecten yessoensis (Yesso scallop) is the source of this 426-nucleotide messenger RNA. RefSeq names its product spectrin alpha chain-like. Gene Ontology annotation, biological process: actin cytoskeleton organization. Gene Ontology annotation, molecular function: actin filament binding. The transcript has 3 exons. The annotation marks the transcript as partial. Gene Ontology annotation, cellular component: cell junction; plasma membrane; cell projection. Lineage: Eukaryota; Metazoa; Mollusca; Bivalvia; Pectinida; Pectinidae. The record is from RefSeq and is a predicted model, not a curated record.